AGUUAUUUAUUUUAAUAAUCUGGUAUCGCUUAUAGCCAGAAAAAGAACUACUGACUGCGAUGGCGAUUUUCUAGGGUUUUAUGGGUCAGCGACGGUGGAAUCCUGGAAUCAAACGGGAAGGUCUGUUCGAGACGGUAUUCGAUCUACGGAGAAAUGAGGGAAAUAGUGGGAUCUGUAGGCGAGAUUGGGGAGGAAAAUCUCGAUCGGAUCGGCGAGGGUUGUUGGGUGAAUCAUCACGAUAUGGAAAGCGGAUCGGGAUCUCAGUGUUUUUAAAAUCAAAAUCUCUUCUAAUCGAAGAGUCAACUCAUUGGAAGUUCUGGAGAGAUGAAAACUGGUGACGGUGCUCGUAAGAGGCUGAAGAUUUCGGUCCCUCACUUCAACAAUUCAGAUCUUAUCAAGGGCUAUUCCAAAACAUUAAUUGGAAGAUGCAUGAAUCCGGAGGAGCAGAACGUCAAGUUCUUGAUGGUGACGCUUCCCAAGAUUUGGAAUCUAGAGGAAAAGGUGGUUGGCAUGGACUUGGGGCUAGGGAGGUUCCAGUUCGACUUUGAUGCAGAGGAAGACAUCGAAACGGUGUUGAAGAUGCAACCGUUUCACUUCGACUACUGGAUGAUCUCGUUAGUACGGUGGCAACCAAAGAAGACUAAGAAUUAUCCUUCAGAAAUCACCUGUUGGAUUAAGGUUUUGGGAGUGCCAUUGGAGUUUUGGGAAGCCCCAACUUUCAGGAGCAUUGGUGAUGUGAUUGGUGUGACAAAAGACGUGGAUUUGGACUAUUGUCGAGUGCAAGUUACGGUUGAUGGGUACAAGGAGCUAAUAUUCGACACGACUGUGGAUUUCAAGGGAGGCGAGUAUUAUGAAGAAGAAGAGGCUCCGGUAACAUUGCGGUAUGAAAAGUUGUUUGGUUACUGUAAAACUUGUCUCAGUCUUUGCCACAAGAUAAGAAGUGCCCGCUGACCACAAAGAGUUCUGACAAGCCGAAGGAGAUAAGAGAUGAAGAUGAAGGCCAUUACGAUGAUCGGGCUCGAAGCUACAAGGGUGUGGUUAUUAACGGGAAUGGAGGGCAACAAGAUAGGGGAAGAGAGAAACGUGAGUACCAAGGAAAAGGAAAAGGGAAAAUGUUUGAGGAAGGGGACUCAAAGUGGGUUAAGGCUGCGGACAUGGAGCGUAAAACUCACAACAACAAUCAUCGUAGUGGCCAUCGUGGUGAGGAGGAAAGUUCCCAUCAUAGGAACUAUAGAAGAGAGCAUUCACGGACACAUCAAGAUGACCGUGCAAGAGCGCCAGGAGUCUCGUGUGGUGAAGGAGGUGCACGCAGCGGUGCACGCAGCGAGGCUCGAAUGGAUGUCAGCGAAGAAGGUGAGGUCAAUGGGUUGGAGCAGUCGAGUCAAAAGGAGGAGAAGAUACAAGAGCCGGCAAAGCCUUCCCAAGCUUUCCUAGCUGAGCUAAUGGAGACCCAAGGAGAUCAAUCUAAGGUAAUCUUGGAACGUACGGAGGGAGAUCAGGGAUUAGUUUUGGAACAAAUGGGUUUGGAUUUAAUGGAAGUUAACAAUCUAGCUUCUGAUGUGGGUAUGGGGUUAGAAGAGCAGCACAUUGGUAACAUUGGUAACGGGACCAGGGAGGCUCUGAAGAAUGAUUUGUAUGUGUUAGGUGAGGGGGAGAUUGAGGACGAUGAUCCAAUGCAGGAGGUGGUAGCAGAUGAUCCUGAGGAGAAGAAAAAGAUGGAGGAUGUAGAAGUGAACGAUCGGGUCAAUGGUGAGGUGGAGAAGAGGCAAGGCACCCAUAGAAAGGCGCUUAAGCCGUCGUUAGCUGCAGUAGCCUCCAACAAGAUGAAGCUGGCUCAGCUGGUGGCUGCUAAACGAACGGUAGCCAAAGCAGGCAUUCGCCAUGGUGAUCACUCCAAGCAGGGAGAGGAGAAGGGACCAUCAGCCCCCAAGAAUGAUCCUGCCAAGUACCUGAAAGACCCAUGAAUCAAGAAACCGCAAGUGACAUGUUACAUGGGCAUCAUAUGGGUUAUGUUCUUUUUAUUGUUUCAAUAAGCUUUUUGAGCAGUUUUAUUUGUUUUAUCCUUGAGUUGGUAUUGGGUUCUGAUUGGUUAUUGUUAUUGUGGGCUAUGUGCUGGUCGUUCUAUAUGGUUUUUUUAUGGAAUAAAAAUGGUUCUUUAGUUUGGUCUUGUUGGCAUCAUCUCUUGUAACAAGGUGCAAGUGUAAAAUUAUCUGAGAUUGUAUUGAUUAUGUGCA
This is a messenger RNA of Brassica oleracea var. oleracea, 2234 nucleotides long. RefSeq lists its product as uncharacterized. The transcript is spliced from 2 exons. Bases 1113 to 1964 code for a protein of 283 amino acids. The record is from RefSeq and is a predicted model, not a curated record. Lineage: Eukaryota; Viridiplantae; Streptophyta; Magnoliopsida; Brassicales; Brassicaceae.